Messenger RNA from Malaclemys terrapin pileata, 6536 nucleotides. RefSeq names its product anaphase promoting complex subunit 1 (gene ANAPC1). NCBI's taxonomy places the organism in Eukaryota, Metazoa, Chordata, Testudines, Emydidae. Gene Ontology annotation, molecular function: molecular adaptor activity. The coding region runs from base 127 to 6009 and encodes 1960 amino acids. The transcript is spliced from 48 exons. Gene Ontology annotation, cellular component: anaphase-promoting complex. Gene Ontology annotation, biological process: metaphase/anaphase transition of mitotic cell cycle; anaphase-promoting complex-dependent catabolic process; protein K11-linked ubiquitination. The record is from RefSeq and is a predicted model, not a curated record.
CGUGUGAGGAGUUGCUGGGAGUCGCGCUGCCGGAGACACCCGGGGAAGAGCCACAGGAGCCGGACUCGCCGCCGACCGACCGCCCUUUCCCGUGUCACGCAGAAAUAAUGUUGAUAUUUGGAACCCAUGUCGAACAACUAUGAAGAGAGGGUAACGAUGAUAGCAGCAGGGGAUUUGCAGGAGUUUGUUCCUUUUGGCCGUGACCACUGCAAGCACCACCCUAAUGCCCUGAACCUUCAACUUCGGCAGCUGCAGCCCGCCUCUGAGUUAUGGUCCUCUGAUGGAGCAGCUGGCUUGGUGGGAUCCCUUCAGGAGGUUACAAUCCAUGAAAAACAGAAGGAAAGUUGGCUUUUAAGGAGAGGUGUCAGUGAUGUUGGGGAAGAAGUGGAAUAUGAUGAAGAACUGUAUGUGGCUGGCAAUAUGGUCAUUUGGAGCAAAGGAAGUAAAAGCCAAGCAUCUGCUGUUUAUAAGGCUUUCACUGUUGACAGCCCUGUUCUGCAGGCUUUAUGGUGUGAUUUCACUGUACCACAGGAAAAAUCUGAGAAAGUCAACAAUGGUGAUGAAGUAGUAGAAAAAUGUAUCUGCAUAUUGCAGAGCUCCUGCAUAAAUGUUCAUAGCAUAGAAGGAAAGGAUUACAUUGCUUCCUUACCUUUUCAGGUAGCAAAUGUCUGGCCAACAAAAUAUGGCUUGUUGUUUGAACGCAGCAGCACUUCACAUGAAGUCCCUCUGAGUCCACCCAGAGAACCUUUGCCCACUAUGUUCAGUAUGCUACAUCCUUUAGAUGAGAUAACACCUCUUGUCUGUAAGUCUGGAGAUGGGGUUAACCUGAGCGCUACUUCUCUAGCAGGUGUGUUUGGCUCGGCUAGAGUACAGUAUGUUGCUGAUUACACACUGCGCAUUGUGUUCCUCAAUGAGGAGCCUUCCAUUGUGAUGACCUAUGACACCAUUCAGAGUUUGCAUGCUGUCUGGGCCCUUCGUAGAGUAAAACCAGAGGAGCAGAGCACAGUCCUAAAGUUCUCUGAGCAGGUGGGGACGCCGCAACAUGUGGCCACCAGCAGCUCUUUGACCGCCCACCUCAGGAGUCUCUCGAAAGGAGACUCACCCAUGGCUUCCCCUUUCCAGAAUUAUUCCUCUCUUCACAGCCAGAGUAGGUCGGUGUCGUCGCCCAGCGUGCACUCCCGCUCGCCUUCCAUAUCCAACAUGGCGGCUCUUAGCCGUUCUCACUCUCCUGCCUUAGGGGUGCAAUCUUUCUCAGGAGUGCAGAGAUUCAACUUCUCCAGUAACACCCAGUCGCCGCGGCGGCACAGUGUGAGCCAUUCUCCAAACAGUGCUUCCAGCGACUCCUUCCUUGCUCCAGAAACGGAGCCAAUUGUUCCAGAGCUGUGCAUAGACCAUCUCUGGACAGAGACCAUCAUGACCAUGAGAGAGAAGAAUUCCCAAGCCUCAAAAGUGUUUAUUACAACUGACCUUUGUGGACAAAAGUUCUUGUGCUUUUUAGUGGAAUCCCAGCUCCAGUUGCGCUGUGUAAAGUUUCAAGAGAGUAACGAUAAGUCACAGCUGAUCUUUGGUUCUGUUACCAAUAUACAGGCAAAGGACGCAGCCCCUGUGGAGAGCAUUGACACAUUGCUGGUUCUGGAAGGCAAUGGGAACUUGGUGCUGUAUUCUGGAGUGGUUCGGGUAGGGAAGGUUUUUAUUCCUGGACUGCCAGCACCGUCGCUGACAAUGUCGAACCAAAUGCCUCGGCCGAGCACCCCUCUGGAUAGCCUGAAUACUCCUUCCAAGCCUUUGAAUAAGCACCUCGGGCCCUUAGAGGAGGGAGUGCUGUUGUCUCCAGUUCCAGAGUUGAGGGAUUCUUCCAAACUUCAUGACUCCUCUUACAUUGAUGAUUGUACUUUCCAACAACUUGGAACUUUCAUUCAUGCUGUGCGAGACCCUGUUCACAACAGAGUAACUCUGGAACUUAGCAAUAGCUCCAUGGUUAGGAUUACCAUUCCUGAAAUCGCCACCUCCGAGCUAGUGAAAAGAUGUUUACAAGGAAUUAAGUCUAUCCUGCCCAAAGAAAUUGCGGUACAAAUGCUUGUCAAGUGGUAUAAUGCUUACAAUGCUCCUGGAGGACCAAGUUAUCACUCUGAGUGGAGUUUAUUUGUAACCUGCCUCAUGAAUAUGAUGGGUUACAACACUGACAGAUUGGCAUGGACACGUAAUCUUGAUUUUGAAGGAUCCCUUUCCCCUGUCAUUGCUCCCAAGAAGGCUAGACCUUCCGAGACAGGAUCAGAUGAAGACUGGGAGUAUCUGCUCAAUUCGGACUACCACAGAAACCUUGAGUCUCACCCUCUGGCCAGAGCCUUGCGGUUGGAUCCAUUGGAAACUUCAUUUCCAAAAGAUGACUUUUCACCCAGCCUCAGCUUGGAUUCCUCAACGCUUCUCUUCACCCACAUUCCUGCUAUUUUCUUUGUGCUUCAUCUGAUCUACGAGGAGCUUAAAUUGAACAGCCUGAUGGGAGAAGGCAUUCGGUCGCUUGUUGUAUUGCUUGUUCAGCUGGCAAGGGACUUAAAAUUGGAAGCAUAUAUAGAUUAUUACUACAGAGAGUAUCCUGCACUUGUAAAGACCUCCAGGCAGACAUGCAUAAUCGAUCAAGCCCAAACAGGUUUCAUGCACCAUCCCUCGUUUUUUUCUGCUGAGCCUCCCAGUAUCUUUCAGUGGCUGAGUUCCUGUUUGAAGGGAGAAGGAGCCCUGCCUUAUCCUUACUUACCAGGAAUCUGUGAAAGGAGCAAGCUAGUAGUGCUGAGUGUUGCACUGUACAUACUUGGUGAUGAGAGUGCCGUUUCAAAUGAAGCAUCACAUUAUUUGUUUAGGAUAACUUCAGGGCAACGAAAACAGCAAACAGAACAAGAUGAUAAUCGAUAUAGUUUCAGACACAGCACAUCUGUUUCCAACCUCGCUGAAAAGCUGGUUAUCUGGAUGACUAGUGUAGGUUUCACCUUAAGAGAUUUGGAGUCUCUCCCCUUUGGGGUUGCGCUUCCUAUCAGAGAUGCUGUAUAUCACUGCCGAGAGCAGCCUGCCUCUGAUUGGCCGGAAGCUGUCUGUCUCUUGAUUGGGCGUCAAGAUCUUUCCAAACAGGCAUGUGAGGGGAACCUGGCAAAGGGUAAAUCUUCUGUUGCCCAGGUGCUAUCAUCUGAUAUGCCUUCAGGAGCUGAGGCAGAAGAAGACGACGAUGGUAUGAAUGAUAUGAACCAGGAAGUGAUGUCACUAAUAUGGAGUGAGGAUUUGAGAGUGCAGGAAGUGCGCAGACUCCUUCAAAGUGCCCAUCCUGUGCGUGUCAGUGUAGUACAGAUGCCAGAAGUCAGUGAUCAUGAAUACAUAGAAGAAAAAGAAAACCGGUUAUUACAGUUGUGUCAACGGACAAUGGCGCUCCCCUUAGGCCGAGGAAUGUUUACUCUGUUCUCAUAUCAUCCAGUGCCAACAGAACCGUUGCCUAUUCCUAAACUGAAUCUAACUGGCCGUGCUCCGCCUAGAAACACUACUGUGGACCUUAAUAGUGGGAACAUUGAUGUCCCUCCAAAUAUGGCAUGCUGGGCCAGUUUUCACAAUGGAGUGGCUGCUGGACUGAAGAUAGCACCUGCUUCCCAGAUAGACUCAGCUUGGAUUGUCUAUAACAAACCCAAAAAUGCAGAACUAGCCAAUGAAUAUGCAGGUUUUCUCAUGGCACUGGGUCUGAAUGGACACCUCACAAAGCUUGCCACACUCAACAUACACGACUACUUGACCAAGGGCCACGAGAUGACCAGUAUUGGGCUGCUGCUUGGUGUUUCUGCUGCCAAGCUGGGCACAAUGGAUAUGGCUAUUACUCGGCUCCUUAGCAUCCACAUACCUGCUCUCUUGCCACCAACUUCAACGGAGCUGGACGUCCCUCAUAACGUACAGGUGGCGGCUGUGAUAGGAAUAGGCCUGGUAUAUCAAGGAACAGCUCACAGGCACACGGCAGAGGUUCUGCUGGCUGAAAUAGGACGUCCCCCAGGUCCUGAAAUGGAAUACUGCACUGACAGAGAAUCCUAUUCUCUAGCAGCUGGUUUAGCAUUAGGCAUGGUCUGCUUGGGGCAUGGCAGUAACUUGAUAGGCAUGUCUGACCUCAAUGUCCCGGAGCAGCUUUAUCAGUAUAUGGUUGGAGGUCAUAAGCGUUUCCAAGCAGGAAUGCACCGAGAGAAACACAAGUCUCCGAGUUAUCAGAUAAAGGAAGGAGAUACCAUAAAUGUGGAUGUUACUUGUCCAGGGGCAACUCUGGCAUUAGCUAUGAUCUACCUAAAGACUAAUAACAGGUCCAUUGCUGACUGGCUUCGAGCUCCGGACACAAUGUAUUUGCUGGACUUCGUAAAACCAGAAUUUCUUUUGUUGAGGACGCUUGCUCGAUGCCUGAUUUUGUGGGAUGACAUUUUGCCCAAUUCGAAGUGGGUUGAUAGUAACGUACCACAAAUUAUAAGAGAGAACAGUAUAUCCCUUCAUGCAACAGAAUUGCCUUCAUCGGAAGAUCUGAAUUUGGAGACACUGGCGCAAGCUCACGUCUACAUCAUUGCUGGUGCCUGCUUGUCAUUGGGUUUUCGAUUUGCUGGUUCAGAAAACCUAGCUGCAUUUAACUGCUUGUUCAAAUUUGCAAAAGAUUUCAUGAAAUGUUUGUCAGCACCUACAGCUUCAAUAACAGGUCACUAUAACCUUGAAACUUGUUUGAGUGUUGUGCUGCUGUCUCUUGCAAUGGUGAUGGCGGGCUCUGGAAACCUGAAGGUCCUCCAGCUCUGUCGUUUCAUGCAUAAGAAGACCGGUGGGGAAAUGAACUAUGGGUUCCAUCUGGCUCAUCACAUGGCUCUUGGACUUCUCUUUUUGGGAGGAGGAAGAUACUCCCUGAGCACGUCAGAUUCUUCAAUUGCUGCUCUUCUUUGUGCUCUGUAUCCUCACUUCCCCGUUCAUAGUUCUGACAACAGGUAUCACCUUCAGGCCCUACGGCACCUGUAUGUGCUGGCAGCAGAACCAAGGCUCCUGGUGCCUGUUGAUGUGGAUACAAACACUCCUUGUUACACGCUACUAGAGGUUACCUAUAAGGGCACGCAAUGGUAUGAAGAAACCACAGAGGAACUGAUGGCACCAACCCUCCUCCCGGAGCUUCACUUACUUAAGCAGAUCAGAGUGAAAGGCCCACGAUACUGGGAACUACUAAUAGAUUUAAGCAAGGGGACACACCAGCUGAAGUCGAUCCUUUCAAAGGAUGGCAUCCUGUAUGUAAAACUGAGAGCUGGGCAGCUCUCGUACAAAGAGGACCCAAUGGGCUGGCGCAGUUUGUUAGCACAGGCGGUCACCCACAGGAACUCUGAAACUCGGACAUUCAAGCCAGAAACUAUUUCUGCUUUCACUUCUGAUCCGGCACUACUUUCAUUUGCUGACUAUUUCUGCAAACCAGCUGUGAACAUGGGUCAGAAACAGGAAAUAUUGGAUCUCUUCUCAUCUAUUCUUUAUGAGUGUGUUACUCGAGAGAAUCCGGAGAUGCUGCCUGCGUACAUAGCAAUAGAUCAGGCCGUGAGGAUAUUGGAGAGAAAAGAAAUGUCUGAGACCUUUGAACUAUGGCAGAUAAAGCUGGUAUUAGAAUUUUUCAGCUCCAGAAGCCACCAGGAGAGGGUGAGGAGAAAUCCAAACAGGGGGCUCUUCAUGAACUCUGAAUUUCUGCCUGUGAUGAAGUGCACGAUUGAUAAUACUUUGGACCAGUGGCUACAAGCCGGAGGGGACGUCUCUCUGCACUCCUACCUAAGUGGGCAGCCUACUGAAGAAUCUCAGUUAAGUAUGCUGGCCUGCUUCCUCGUUUACCACUCAGUCCCAACCCCAGGGCAGCUGUCAGCAGGCGGCUUAGAAGGGAACAUGAGCUUUUCGGAACUGCUUUUGAAAUUCAGGCAGCUGAAAAUGCCAGUUCGUGCGUUGCUGCGACUUGCACCUCUACUACUUGGAAAUCCAAAGUCAAUGGUGCUGUGACUGUGCCAAGAUGGAGAUCCAGAACACAAAUCUUACACAGUGACCAAAAGCCAAUGCCAAUAGUGUUGUUUUAAGUUAUCUGAAAGACACGCGGAUGAAUCUUCCACUUGCCUGUAGAUGUUUCGACUGUGACAGGGAGCUUUGUAUGUGUUGUUGUUACAGUGAAGAGUACCUACAUACAACGAAUUAAUCAUUUACUUUUCUAAAUAAAGUUUGUUUACAAAAAAGCCUUGUGGCGAGUCAUGAAAAUAACCCAUCUGGAAGCAGUUGGUCACCUCAUGUACUCGCCACCCGGUACCCUGAGCCUUUGGCACUUUUAAAAUUGUCUUUAAUGAGAUAGCAAAGGGCUUUUACAGGGAGGGCAUACAGGAGCAAUAGGCCUUGACCUCAGCUUUCCCUCUUGGACAGCUGGAUGGAAACUGUAAAGAUGAGUCUUACGCCAUCACAUUCAUAUACUGCCUGUUGCUUUCCUGUCUUCAGCCAUUUUUGAAAUUCUAAUCUUUUUUUCUAAAACACUUUUUUUUUUU